Molecule: messenger RNA, 1766 nt
Organism: Hyaloscypha bicolor E
Lineage: Eukaryota; Fungi; Ascomycota; Leotiomycetes; Helotiales; Hyaloscyphaceae
Exons: 3
Coding region: 471-1547 (358 amino acids)
Source: RefSeq, a predicted model, not a curated record
CAGAAUUGCUGCAGUGCAACCGCCGCAUCGUGGCCAACGAACGGUAGGUCGGUGGGGGGACACGGUGAUUGCGUCUGCAAGACUGCCAUGAUACAUGAGGUUUCACAGAGUUGUGUCGCUCGAGUUUCUGUAUCCAGACAUUUUCGUGGUGGGGUUGUCGUCACUUUCCUCCCAUCCCUCAUACUCGACACUUCACUUCAACUCUCUUCGACUCCGGUUCGACCUUUAUCGCGUCAUCACCGCCUUUCACUCUUUCUCUAAAAGGUCUACAUCUCCAACCUCACCAGCCCUCUAGCCAGCACGUUAAACUCGCACCGGACCGCAGUCCGAGACCGAGAUCACCGCCCUUGAAUGUCGUCGCGCAGACGCCGAACUCACGAAUGCCGCUCCUCGCACCCUGAUCGAACUUCCAACCCCUCUUCUAACUCUCCUUUUUAUCGAAUUCCCUCAGGAUGUCCUUCAUCUUCACCAUGCGCUCAACACCCGCCUCCGCGCACCACCGCGACCCCUCCACAGGCUCUCCCCUCCCUGCAAUCUCAGAAGACGGCACCUCUUUCUCAGAGGCUCAACAUCCUCCUCCUAUCCCCGCACGAGCAUCGAAUCGACCUGCACAGAAACACUUCGCGUUUGGGGCGCCGCCCAGACAUCGUUAUGAUAGUCCGCCUACACACAGUCAUUUCUCGUUAGAUGAUGAGGGAGAGAGACCGAAUGCUGAGAAGUUGGCUGCGGCGAGAGAAGGCGUGUUGAACAAUAAGCAUAUUGCGAAGCGAGGGGGGUGGAAGCGGUUAUUGAUUAUUGGAAUCAUUGUUGCGCUGUGCAUUGUGGGGUUGGUUGUUGGACUUGUUUUUGGGUUGAGGAAUCGGCAUAAGAGUACUUCAAGUAAUAAUGGCAGUACCGAUGGUGGCGCAUCAGGAAACAUAUCAGGAGGCCCCAACCCCGCCACGAGCACUGCCUUCCCAGCCGGUUCCUACUCAUUUACAACCUACCUCUCCACUGUCUUCACAAACUGCACCUCGAACCCGGCCACGUGGACCUGCUAUCCCUACACUACGUAUUCUUCCUCCCCAUCCGACAGCACCGCAACCUUCCAAUGGAUCAUCGAUCCCGUGCCCCAUUCGUCAAACUAUACUAUUUCCUCUACUGACAACUUCUUCUCCAUCGUCUUCAUCAACCUCACUUUAUCAUUAAUGAACGCCGGGCAAAGCAACGAACACUACUAUUUUUCGGAGAACAUGCAGAAGCCGACGAAGCCCUCCGUUGCCCUCACGAACCAAAACUUAGCAUCGACAUGCUAUUUUAAUCAGACCAGUUUUCAGGGGUAUCUUUAUACGAAAAUGGCAAGGACGUUUCCCAGUGGGGCAAGUAAUGCGACAGAGACUGGACAGCCGUUUGCAAACUGGCCGUACGCGGUGAGGGUUGAGCAGAUGUCUGGUGGUGGGCCAGGAACGCCUACAUGCCUUGGUCCCCAGGGCCAAUCGCUUGGGGAUUUCAGCGUCUCGAAUACUGCACGGCAGUGCGAGUGUCUGUAUUUGAAUAAUGACACUUGAUGAUUGAUGAUUGUGGUUCGGGCCUGGGUUAUGAAUAUACGACGGGGGUUAGAUGGUUUGGUUGGAGUUUGGGUUCGAUAUAAUUGGUGACGAGAUCCGGAACUGUACAUACAUGACGGCUUGCUGAUUUCUUCUUGUACAUGUGUAUAUACUGUAUUAUAGAUGAGCUUAGCGUAAUGUAUAUAUUCAGAUCCGGCCGUCUCCUUCACUCUUGCAAGC